Messenger RNA from Aegilops tauschii subsp. strangulata, 2750 nucleotides. RefSeq lists its product as uncharacterized. Lineage: Eukaryota; Viridiplantae; Streptophyta; Magnoliopsida; Poales; Poaceae. The record is from RefSeq and is a predicted model, not a curated record.
CGAGCAGAGACGCAACACACUCGACCACUCUGUUCUCUCCCCACGACGCCAACCCUAAUCCCUAAGCUAGCGCUGCCAGCGGCGGCGGCGGCUGGCCAGGUCUCCAGGAGUGGGCGGGGCAGGCAACGGCGAGUGACGGCGGGGCAGCCAGUGGCAGGGCAGGCAACGGCGGCGCAGUCGGGGGCGCUAGAGGGCGGCGGCACCGCGGCAGCAAGCGGCGUCUCCAGCCAGGGCCUAGGCGCCUAGCAGCAGCAAUAGCAGUCCGGCCAUCCGGCCGUCCGGCCACUUCUGAGUCCGGCCGGCGCAGUCACGGCCAGAUUGCCUGAAGAUGGAAAGGAAGAGAAGGCAGUAGGAAAUCCAAAGGAAAGGGGAGGAGGUCGUAGCGGCAGAGAUCCCUGCCGGCUUUGAAUAAAUAAAGACCAGGAUGAAUUUCAAAAAAAAAAAAAACUCGGCUGCUUCAUCUCGAUAGCCGCCGGCACCUCUUCACAGAUCCAUCCCUGGCCGGCGCAUCCCGUCCCCGUUGUGCAUAGGCGCGCGGAACCAAUUAUACGCGCCUGGCUGCAAAGAUGCAGAGAGAGAGGAGGAAGAGGGGCCAUGAAGCCAGUCAUGGUGACACUUGUGAAGAACGCAUUAUAGAGCGAAAGAAGACGAAGAGGGACCAAGAAGCUAGUCGCAACUCAUUGGUUUCAAGUAUUAUUUCUAAAAAAAUGCAGAUAUUUUGGCUGCCGACAGAGAAGAGCAGGAGGGACUAUUUGAUGUCAACAGUUACUCCUCGCCAAAGACGCAUGAUAGAGCGAAUGGUGCAACUCAACAAGACCUGGGACAAGCUCAAUGAAGAUUAUCUGGAACGAUUUGGAUGUCCUGAUACACCUGUUUCAAAUCGGAGUUUUGUAGAGAAGCCAUUUGGUUAUGCGGCUUCUGAUGAUUCGUUGUUGACUUCCAGUGUUGUCUCACUUGCUUUAUAUGAUGGAGAUAAGAUGUUAUUUGCAUGUUCGGGCGUAGCUUUAGGGCGUAAGGGAAGGGCGUAUCCAGUAGUAUCAAGAUUUGUGACUUCAAAACGUUUGGUUACAGAAUUUGAGAAAAACAGAAACAGAGCUGAUAAUUUGAGGAUUAAUGUGCGCCUUCAUGACAAAGAAAGUUUCGAUGGGUUCUUGGGACUAUAUGAUAGUCAUAUUGCUAUUGUCACGUCCUUUUGGUUCGCAAAUGUACCUCCUGUAGAUCUGCAUUCCCAUAUUGGUUGGCAGAAUGAUCUAGUAGCUUAUGGGCGAGCCUUCAGCUCGGGUAUUUUGAUGGCCACUUCUAAUGCCCCAACACAGCUGCUAGGUGCAGAUCAUCUGAUCAAGCAUGAUCUGAUCCCUUUCCCUUGUCCUGUCACAGAGGCUGGACUUGGAGGGCCAGUUAUUAAUGAAGCUGGGGAUGUUGUGGGAUUGAGCAUUAAGGUUGAUGUCGACGAGGAGACUACCUAUUUCCUACACCGUGUGGCGCUUCUUGCACGCUUGGAAUAUUUGGAGAAGUUAAUGCCAAACUCUACCAACUUCCGUGAAUAUACCUUGCCUGAUGGUGUAAACAGCAUAGUCCCAUCAGGGUUUAUGGCACAUGUUAACUAUUUAAAAUCAUGCGGAUAUCCUCAGCCACCACCACUUGUGCUCGAAGUUAAUGGGAGAUUGCUUAAUACAUUUGAAGAGGAUUUUGGUCAAUUAUAUGGUUAUGAGGACUGUGAUAGCAAUUUCUAUGAUCGUAGCUCUGAGGAGCAGGUCUGGGAUAAACUUCGAAAAAAAGUUGUUACAAAUAUUUGCCGGCGUGUUGUCUCACUUUCUUCAUACGACGGAGAUGUGAGAUCUUUUUCAUGUACAGGCCUACUUAUAAAGUGGCAUAAAACUGGUACGCCUGUUAUUCUGACUUCGGCCAGUUUGGUUAGAAGUCGGGUUGAUGAAAAUGAGAUUGAUGAGAAACUGAAGAUUAAGGUACUUCUCCCACCGAAACAGGUCGUUGAUGGGACACUGGAACUGUACCAUUCAGAUUAUAACAUUGCUGUCAUCAGUCUUCAGAAGCCUCUAUAUGGUAUUCGGCCAGAGUAUAUUUUCCGCACGGCGAAAAGGCCUCCAAGAGUAGUAGCUAUAGGGCGUGGGGCUCAGGAUGGAUUAUUGAUGGGGACAAUUGGUAAAGCGGUCAAGAAGCUCGCAGGCGACAAACUUCCUUGCGAAGACCUUAAGCUUUCUACUUGUAAAAUCACGAAGGUUGGGAUUGGAGGGCCACUUGUUAAUAUUGUUAAUGGAUUGUUUGCUGGCAUGAACUUCUAUGGUGAAACUGAUGUAACUCCUUACCUGCCGAGGGCAAUCAUUGUGGAAGUUUUAAGCGGGACUGAUCUCCCAUCUCAUAAAGGAAUGGACCAUGCCACUGACAUAAUGGGUGCCGCAACAGUUAAGAAAAACAGGUGGCGGGUGCCUAAGCCAUAUUGGUACCAUCCCCUAUUUGAAGAUCGUCGUCCUCUACAUUUUUAUGGAAGGCAACUCCAGUAAUCCUAUCUACCGCUGCGCCAGUUCCACUGCCUAGCAAGUAUUUUAUCGUGGUACUUUGUAGAUUUAUCACAUUAUUAGGGUGUUCUAAUGGUUCUGCAUAAAACUUUAUAUUAAGCAUUAGAACGGCUCUGCAGAAGUUGAAGCUGCAGACACUAAUCUGGACUGUUGUCACCUUGACUUUGUUUGACAUCGACUUUUAGUUGUUAUUAUCACGCAUGUGGUCAUUACCCA